UUCAAACACGGUCCCGGUCCCGGUCCGGCAGCCUGUCAAACAAACCGUCUCUAUUUCUCUCUUUAAUCCUCCCCCACCUCUUCUUUCCCCAUAACCCAUCUCUCUCAUUCUCUCUCCCCAAUCAAUUUAAAAAAAUGAACAAUCUUUUCUCCAGCUCUUUCUCCCAUUUCCGGAACGAAUCCGCCGGAAACGUACAAAUAUCCGGUGGAAGCACCGGCGGUGUAAAUCUAGAUAAGUUCUUUGAAGAUGUAGAAUCCGUUAAAGAUGAUCUUCAAGAGCUUGAAUCUCUACAUGGUAGUCUUCAGAGCUCACAUGAACAGAGUAAGACACUUCAUAAUGCUAAGGCCAUUAAAGACCUUCGAGCUAGAAUGGAUGCUGAUGUUAGCACCGCUUUGAAGAAAGCAAAGGUGAUAAAAGUACGUCUUGAGGCUUUGGAUCGAGCCAAUGCUGCUAAUCGAAGCCAACCGGGUUGUGGGCCGGGGAGUUCUUCUGAUCGAACUCGAUCCUCUGUUGUUAAUGGUCUUCGUAAGAAAUUGCAGGAUUCUAUGAACUCUUUUAAUGGUCUUCGACAACAGAUUGCUGAGGAAUAUCGUGAGACGGUUCAACGAAGAUACUACACUGUAACGGGAGAGAACGCCGACGAGGCAACUGUGGAGAAACUAAUAGCGACAGGAGAAAGCGAGAAUUUUCUACAAAAAGCGAUACAAGAACAAGGUAGAGGAAGAAUAUUGGACACAAUCGCGGAGAUACAAGAAAGGCACGAGGGUACAAAAGAGUUAGAGAGGAAUCUAAAGGAACUACAUCAGGUUUUUCAAGACAUGGCGGUUCUUGUGCACCACCAAGGAGAACAAAUCGAUGACAUCGAGAACCAAGUUAACCGUGCCAGCUCCUUUGUUAGAGGUGGAACCGAAGAGCUUCAAGUGGCACGUAAACAUCAAAAGAACUCUCGAAAAUGGACAUGCUACGCAAUCAUUAUUCUUCUUGUUAUUAUUAUUCUCGUGGUCUUAUUAACUGUCAAACCGUGGCAGAAUAACGGAGGUGGAGGAGGAGGCGGGGGCAACAACACGCCCGUUGCAAACCCUUCUCCUCCGCCACCACCUCCCCCUUCUCCGACCGGUCAGUAGGGUGGAAGCCAGCAUUGCCUUGGAAGGAAGACAUUUUUAUUAUUUAUCAUCAAUUCAUUAUUGUUUGUUUUUGUAAAAUAUUGAUGUACCUAUAUGUAGAUCAGCGAGAGAGGUUACCAUAUUGGGCAUUUAUUAUUAGUUCAUACUUUAAUAAAUCUUUUGGAUUUGGUUUGAAUGACAUUGAAUAGAUUGUGGGUUUUGUAAAC
This is a messenger RNA of Impatiens glandulifera, 1330 nucleotides long. RefSeq names its product syntaxin-121-like. The record is from RefSeq and is a predicted model, not a curated record. NCBI's taxonomy places the organism in Eukaryota, Viridiplantae, Streptophyta, Magnoliopsida, Ericales, Balsaminaceae. The transcript has 2 exons. Gene Ontology annotation, cellular component: plasma membrane; SNARE complex; endomembrane system. Gene Ontology annotation, biological process: exocytosis; intracellular protein transport; vesicle fusion. The coding region runs from base 135 to 1124 and encodes 329 amino acids. Gene Ontology annotation, molecular function: SNARE binding; SNAP receptor activity.